UUCUUUACAUUGGAAACGAAAAAAAGGAAAAAGAAAACCCGUACCCGUCCCCCGCUGCCCGGACGCGCCGGCGGCGGUCGCCCUCCUCGCCCCUACCGGCGCCCGGCCGGCCGCCUUUCGCUCCGACCUCCCACCGCCCCACGCGCCUGCUCCCUCUGCCCCUCCCCCCGGCCUGCCUCGCGUCCGCCAUCUGCACCAGCACCCGCGCGGGGCCGAUCCCGCCGUCCGCAGGAGCGCGUCGCCGGUGCCCGCGCCGGCGGAGCUCGGGGAGGCCGCGUCCAGGAGCAGAGAGGCGGCGUUGGGCGUAGUUUCGCGCAGGGAUCCCCGCGGCCUUAGCUACUGUCAGAAAGAGAAAGCUCCAGAUUUUGCUCAGAUGAGCCGGCGCCGGCGCCGCCAUUCCUCGCCCGCGCCGGCGCUCCCGCUGGAGGACGAGGACCUCCUACAGGAGAUCCUCCUCCGCCUCCCUCGUCUGCAAGCGCUGCGCUGGCGCGGUGUCCUCUCCGACGCCCGCUUCCUCGGCCGGUACCGCAGGCACCACCGAAGGCCCCCACUCCUCCGCUUCAAGAAGCCCGACCGCAUCCCCCCGGCGCGCUUCGCCGUGCCCAAAAGCUGCGCCCUUCAUGGCCGCUGGCAAUUCCUCGGCUACCGCCACGGCCUUGCCGGCAUGCUCAAUGUGUGUCGGCGCGAGGUCGUCGAGUCGGAUCCCCUCGCCGGCCAGCAGCACCGCGUGCCUUUUCCACCGGGGAUCUGCAACUCCAAGGGGGAGGGUUUGUGGAUAUGGCACGCCGCGGUGCUGUGGGCUGAUGCUGAUGUCAAAUGUGGUUGUUCUGGCUACGUUUUUUGGCGACUUAGUGCUCCUACUUGAGUCAAUGCGGUUCAGACGAAUUUCUGAAAGAAAUGGCUGGGAUAAUACCAUCCAUUAUGCCUACAGAAACUUCUAUACUGCAGAGGAGUUGGGUGGAAAUGGUUGGAUCUGAAACUCUGAGCACGUGAGAUCUGCUAAUGUGCUAUGUUGGUUGACCAGGGACGCCAUGUGAGGAACAGGGGAUAUUGGGAAGGUCUUUAGAUCAGAGAACUUUCCUCGGACAGCCUAUCUUAGAAAUCAAUGGGGUGGAUUGAGCUGCUGAAGCCGGUGGCGGCCAUGAUUGCCUUCGACACGCUCUUUGCGGUGAUGACAGUGCUUGUGAAGAAGGCGCUCGAUGGCGGCCUCAACCCCGUCGUUCUUAUCGCUCUUCGGCAGCUUGUCGGUGCAGCUUUCCUGGCGCCGAUUGCCUACUUCAAAGAAAGGAAUGCAAGACCAAGAUUCACAAAGGAGAUCUUUGCCUACUUGUUCAUGAGUGCGCUACUUGGGGCACUAUUCGCUCAGUAUCUGUUCUUCUUGGGCUUGAGCUACACCACUGCAACACUGGCUGCAACUGUCUCCAAUAUGACCCCAAUCUUCACCUUCCUGAUCGCCGUCCCUCUUCGGUCGGAGACAGUAGAUGUGAGGAGCAAGGCGGGUCUGGCGAAGAUUGCAGGAACACUAGCGUCUGUCAGUGGUGCGAUACUGCUGAGCCUGUACAAGGGUGCUGCCCUGACUCACACAGCAUCUUCGACCCAAGAACACGGUGAAAAUGGCACAACGGGCAACAGUGGCAGCAAGGGAAGAUGGUUGCUGGGCUCGGCGUUGCUGCUGCUGAACUGCAUCACGUUCUCAUUAUGGAUGCUGCUGCAAGGGAAGCUCACCAAGAAGUACCCUGCAGUCAUCUCCAGCACUGCAUUCAUGGCCUUGAUCAGCUCACUGCAAGCAGGGGCACUGGCAGUCACCACCCAAAGGCACCUCUCAGUUUGGCUGCUCCGAGGAAGCAUACAGAUUGCAACCGUUCUUUUCGCGGGAGUGGGAGUAUCGGGGAUAGGGUAUGUGCUGAUGACCUGGUGCAUCGAGAAGAGAGGGCCGGUGUUCACUGCAGGCUUCUUGCCUCUCAUUCAGAUCAUUGCUGGAGUCCUUGAUCUCCUCGUCCUUCAUGAACAGCUUUACGUGGGAAGUGUGGUAGGUGCUGCUCUUGUCAUUGGAGGCCUCUAUCUUCUGCUCUGGGGGAAGAGCAAGGAAGCAUCGUCAGCUGCCAUUUUAUCAGAGAAAGGACUGGAAGAAGAUAAGGAGACACAGGAAAAUUUGUGAAGUAUAGAAAGGGCAUUCUUAGUAGUUAGUGGGGAUGUCAAGAAUGACCCUAAAUGUUCCAUCUAUCUGCCCUGGCCCAUGCUCUAUGUACGUUGCUACAACUUUGAAUAAGUCAGUGUCAUAUUUGUGAUCA
Messenger RNA from Triticum aestivum (bread wheat), 2291 nucleotides. RefSeq names its product WAT1-related protein At3g30340. The transcript has 9 exons. Bases 1106 to 2158 code for a protein of 350 amino acids. Lineage: Eukaryota; Viridiplantae; Streptophyta; Magnoliopsida; Poales; Poaceae. Gene Ontology annotation, molecular function: transmembrane transporter activity. Gene Ontology annotation, cellular component: membrane. The record is from RefSeq and is a predicted model, not a curated record.